Molecule: messenger RNA, 726 nt
Organism: Dioscorea cayenensis subsp. rotundata (Guinea yam)
Lineage: Eukaryota; Viridiplantae; Streptophyta; Magnoliopsida; Dioscoreales; Dioscoreaceae
Product: probable 2-oxoglutarate-dependent dioxygenase AOP1
Exons: 3
Coding region: 1-726 (241 amino acids)
Molecular function (GO): dioxygenase activity
Source: RefSeq, a predicted model, not a curated record
AUGAACUCAGAGACUGAGCAGCAACUUCCCAAGAUCAACUUUUCCGGCCUGGCCGUCGGCACACCGGAAUGGAUUGCAGUGCGAGUAGAGGUCAUGAAUGCACUCCAUAUUUAUGGUAGCUUUGAGGCAGUGUAUGAUCCGCUGCAGGAUCCGAAGUUGAGGGAGAAGGUAUUCAAGAAAGGCAUCACCGAGUUGUUUGACCUGCCCGUCGAUGUCAAGUCUCGCUCCGCAAGCUAUAGCAAUAAGUUAUAUGUUCCAAGCGCGCAGGGUAUCACUGUCUAUGAAGGAAACGUUGAGAGUAUUCGAAGUUUCACUAGUGUCAUGUGGCCUCAAGGAAACCCUAACUUCUGGAUGAUAAUGGAGGAUUUGGGAGUUGAGGACAAGUAUUAUGAUGAGAUGAACCAGAAGACAAAGUAUAUAUUGAAUGCAUCUUGUUACAAAAGCGAGGAGAAGGAGGAUAAAGAUGAACAGUACAUGGGAGCGCACACUGAUCCCAAUUUCAUCACCAUCAUUGGGCAAGAUGAAGUUGAUGGUCUUGAGGUUUUGAUCAAAACUGGGACAAAGGGUUUCAUUAUACAAACUCCUCCAGAGUUAAUUGAUGCGACACACCCGCCAUUAUAUAAGCCAUCUGAUUUUAAUGACUAUUUUCAAUUUUACAGCUCUGAAAUGAGUUUCAAGACUACAACACCACUUAAGACCUUUUGUGGCAUCGAUGAUCUUGUUUGA